Molecule: messenger RNA, 2966 nt
Organism: Pocillopora verrucosa
Lineage: Eukaryota; Metazoa; Cnidaria; Anthozoa; Scleractinia; Pocilloporidae
Source: RefSeq, a predicted model, not a curated record
AGUGGUUUUACCGUUUCGUUGUGUUUCUAACAGGUGCAGCAGUACUCUGUCCAAGAUUUUAAACCCGUAGAUGAGCACGAUUGAAGAGUAACUCACUUCCAGUGGAGAACUAAUUCAUCUAGACGUAUCAAUCAAGUUAAGCUGAUCGAAGCCACAUCUGAAGAAUUUAAAAUACGCUUGAUCGAAUACUGUAGAGUUCAAGGCUGACCAUGGCAGCAAAUAACACUUCUGUCCCAGAUAUGGAAAACGCGACGUCAUUAAGUGGUGAUGAUGUUCACGGGGCUAAAGUGUGGAUGACUCUCGCUUAUACUGUUAUCUUUAUCUUUGGCUUCUUUGGUAACACUUGUAUCAUUUACAUUGUGGCAACUCGUGCGAGAAUGAAGACUACUUUCAAUUUUCUAAUUGUUAACAUGGCGAUCGGCGAUCUGCUGGUUUCUAUUUUCAUUAUGCCUUUUGAGGUGAUUUUUUUGUACAUUGGAUUGACGUGGUUACCCGGUGGCUUUGGAUCAGUGACCUGCAAGUUUGUUAAAUUCUCAGGGGUUCUGUCCAUAGCAGCCACUAUUAUAACCCUCGUGUUUAUAUCAUUGGACCGCUACUUUGCCAUUCUUCAUCCAUUCGCCGACGUCCCCAUUAUUCGGAACACUAAAUUAGUUACCUCUCUGAUUUGGAUUUCAUCUUCGCUGUAUUUCUCUCUGUAUCUGGUUCUUUAUGAUAGCGUGCCUUCUGCUGACGGAUCUUCCUGGGAAUGUAGAAUGAUCUGGAGCUACUUAUCCUCAGACAGGAUGAAACAAUUCGAAAUUGGCAGAGCUUACUUCAUGACAACCUUUGUGGUGCUGUAUCUGUUUGCACUUGUAAUCAUUGCAACCUUGUACAUUCUUAUUGGUCGUCGCCUCUGGUCACGUGUGAUUCCGGGGGCUUCAACUGCCAGUCAAAAGCGUCAAAACGAGUCGUCUAAAAGGAAAGUACUGCGCAUGCUCAUCAUUGUUGUUGUUGUCUUUGCGCUGUGUUGGCUGCCGAGUCACAUUAUGCAUUUGAUGAGUUAUUUCUUCACCCCGACUUACGUUGCUUUAAUUUCACACGAGUACUUGGAAUCCAGCUUUUACUUUCUGUCGCACGCCAAUAGCGCUAUAAACCCGUGCCUGUAUAUUUUUCUCAACCAACGAUUUAACCAUGAAUUUAAAAACGUUGUCCGAUCUCUUUUCUGUCGUCCAGCCAAAGAAGACCUAUUGGGUCCUCAGUCAGUUUACCAAAGGUCUACUGAAGGCACGAUUUCCAUGAAAUAAGUCUAGCUCCAGUGAGGUCUUUCUGUCAAAAAACCGAUACAUUCUAUUCUUUCUCACUGGAAGCAGAACUUUGUGUGGUGUGAUAUUUAGGUCAGGCUCGGCUUGCAUUUCUAUUGGUAAUUUCAUAUAAGCUGGAUUGAAUCCAACUUACUGUGACACAAAUUAAUUAAGGGAAUAAGUCACGUUAUUCUUGGUCAUUUUAUGUGACAUGCGAAACUGUUUUCAAAAUAUUAGUUUGGUCCAAAAAAAAUAUUAACGAAAAAGGAUUAGGGAUAGCCGAUGAUGGAAAUGAUUUAAACGAAUUAAAAAUGAUAAACCUGCGUACUUGACCAACUGCCAAACCAACAAUAGGCCGAGUGUUUCUCCUAUCAAACGAUAGCUCAACGGAAAGAGAAGUAUAAGCAGAUGGGAAACACCUUCAAAACAUCAGAGAAAAUUUUGUUGUCUAGAGAUACUUAAAAAUUGUUGACAAUGCGUACAGUUUAAAUACAGAUUCAUUUUGCAAACGUUUCGACAGACUAUGUAAAUUUUUAUCACUUGUAUUCUGGUAGAAGCCAACAACCAGAUCACAGCAAUCAAACAUAGCAAGAUCUUUAAUUGCUUUGAGCUGGUGGUCUGCAGCCACAGUGCUCGCUUACGAGCCAGCUCCCAAUACAUUUAUCGUUAAAUAUCUUAUUGUCAAUCAAGACUAUUCAUGUGUUUGUAAGCCAACAGAAAAAUAUCAGAUCUCAAUAGUUAACAUGUAUGUUUUUUAUGUUUUCAAGAUAUAUAUAAUUCUGUAAAAUAACGUUGUCUGAGCCUUUUCUACAGCAAUAAGAUUCGACAAGAGAUCUCACGUGAGCACGAAUAAUUAGGAAACUCAGUAAUUUAGAUUUAGCCUGCAUAGAGUCUAAGAAUAUCAACACAGUUAAUCGCAUCAUACAUUUUCAUCUAAUAAGGUACUUCAUAACUUGUAUUUUAGCGAGGCUUCUGUCGAGCAAACAAGCUUCAUACCUAAACUGAAUUUGUGAGACUCUCUGUGAUGGUAAAUGUGUUUUGUCUUACAUAGAAAAUCAGCGUGCAAUGGUAGGACGAUUUUGACUUGAGUGUAUAAAGUAAUCCUGGGUUGCACUGAGUUUGUUUCGUUCUAUGAUUGGUUUAAAAAACUCGCGCUACCCUCUAAACUGAUUGAUCAGUGUAAAUACUAACUCCAAUUACUUUGUGUUUUUUUAGUUUUAUGUCACUACUCUCAAUCAAAAUUCACCCUCUUCUUGCUUGAAUCAGGUAACCUGCGAGCAGAGCCUCAUUGUCAGCGACUCUUCAAUACAGGCGCCUCUUCGCCCACGAAAGUUUGAGGAGGCCUUGAGCAAUGCGUGCUGGCGAGAGGUUUGCUUGUUAUCAGACACUGAUAAUGUGGCCAAUCCAGGCAAAGAAACGUUCGUCCCGCAGUGCUUAAAACGAGGGCCUUCUCGUAAGCCAUGAAUCAGACAUCGAAACUCAAAGAGAAAAAAGAAGUAUUGCAACGAGAGUUAAUGUAACUUAUCCCCUGAUAAUUAACUCUUUUGACACUUGUACUACGAAAGACCGGCUUGCUCCAUAUACGUUUUCAGGUACAAAAUAUAAUUCAAAUGCAAAAAUGUAGUUCGCGAUUUUGUCAACUUUUUCAUUAAUAUAGACAAAUAAAAUCGAAAGUUUCUUCUCCUC